AUGGAUCUUAUACGAGAUAUUCCUAUAAUAACUAGAUGUUGGGGCAUUGGAAUAUUGAUGUUAAACUUGGCACUUUGGUGCAAUUUCCUUACUGUCUAUGACGUUGCUUACUCAUGGGAUGCAGUAUAUUACAGGAAGCAGUAUCUGCGGUUGAUUUAUGGUUUAUUUUAUAUCAAACUUUCUCCAGACCUGAUCGGCAAUGCUGUUGUUGCUUUAUCUUCAUUACAGCUGAUAGAACAGACCACAACUGAUAAAAGGAAACUUGCAUUGAAGAUACUCUGUCUUUAUCUCUCGGUCGUAUUUUUCAUAGUAUACUCAGAUCUCCCAUUGUCGAUUGGACAGGCUUUGGGCAUUAAUAUGUGGUACUACGUUUCAAAAAAGAGCAAUAACGCAGCGCUCUUUGUCUUUAACGUUGCGGUGAAUGUAGUUUGGAUCCCUAUAUCCUCCAUAGCCCUUAUCUAUCUUUUGACACCGUUGGAGUUGCGCCAGGCGCUAGCAUUGAUCAUACCUGGUCAUCUGCUCUAUUUCAUUGACGAGGCAAUGAGCAAGACGUACGGACUCAAUAUUUGA
Kluyveromyces lactis is the source of this 570-nucleotide messenger RNA. It is a transcript of the gene DER1, whose product is annotated as derlin. Gene Ontology annotation, cellular component: endoplasmic reticulum membrane; Hrd1p ubiquitin ligase ERAD-L complex. The coding region runs from base 1 to 570 and encodes 189 amino acids. Lineage: Eukaryota; Fungi; Ascomycota; Saccharomycetes; Saccharomycetales; Saccharomycetaceae. The record is from RefSeq and is a predicted model, not a curated record. The transcript has a single exon. Gene Ontology annotation, biological process: endoplasmic reticulum unfolded protein response. Gene Ontology annotation, molecular function: misfolded protein binding; ubiquitin-specific protease binding.